AUGGUCGACGUCGUCCGAACAAAGUCGGGCAUCUUCCGCUCCGCCCACCGUUCCACCCCAUCCACCGAUGCUUCUGCGGCAGCACAGCUCGCAGCCGCCAUGCCGCGGCCGCCCCGCGGCGUCGGCCAGACGUCGGCCUCGGACGCCGCCUCCGCCGCCGAGUUUGCCUCGAAAAAGUACGUCUGGGUGCCCGACCCGCACGCCGGCUACCUCUCCGCCUGGAUCAUCAAGGAAGAGGACGGCGGCGACACGUCCGUAUGCGCCCUCCAGGACGGCUCCAACCGCUCAAUCCCCACCUUUGAGCUCAGCAAGAUGAACCCGCCAAAGUUUGACAAGGUCGAGGACAUCGCCGACCUCACCUUUCUCAACGAGGCCAGCGUCGUCCACAACCUCCGGCAGCGCUACUUUAGCGGCCUGAUCUACACCUACUCCGGCCUCUUCCUGGUCGCCAUCAACCCGUACCACGCCCUGCCCAUCUACACGGAUGCCAUAAUCGCCGCCUACAAGGGCCGGCGGCGCGAGGAGAAUGCGCCCCACGUGUUUGCGCUCGCAGACGGCGCGAUGCGCAGCAUGCUCGACAACCGCGAGAACCAGAGCCUGCUCAUCACCGGAGAGUCGGGCGCCGGAAAGACCGAGAACACGAAAAAGGUCAUCCAGUACCUCGCCGCCAUCGCCGCCGACACGGCCAGCACCGGGAACGCGGGCGGCGCCGGCGGCGGCUCUGCGGGCGCGUCGCCGAUGGGCACGCUGACGCGGGCCAACUCGUCGCGCAAGGUGCUCGACCACCUCCAGGGCAUCCAGGCGGUGAGCGCCAAGCGCCUGGGCCUGCUCGAGCAGCAGAUCCUCCAGGCCAACCCCAUCCUCGAGGCUUUCGGCAACGCCCAGACGAUCCGCAACAACAACUCGAGCCGGUUCGGCAAGUUUGUCCGCAUCGAGUUCACCUCGCUCGGCGCCAUCGCCGGUGCCAACAUCGACUGGUACCUGCUCGAAAAGAGCCGCGUGGCGAUCCGCAGCGAAAAGGAGCGCAGCUUCCACAUCUUCUACCAGCUGCUGCGCGGCGGCGAGCCGGAGCUCAAGCAGAAGCUGCUCCUCUCGAGCUCGCCCGACGACUACGGCUUCCUCCGCGGCAGCCGCAAGGACGUCGAGGGCGUCGACGACCGCUCCGAGUGGCGGCUGCUGCGCGAGGCGCUCGACAUUGUCGGCUUCACGCCCGACGAGCAGCUCAACCUGUUCCGCGUCGCCGCCGCCAUCCUGCAGAUUGGCAACAUCGAGCUGGCCGACGACCGCUCCGAGCAGGCGCGCAUCACCAACGCGCAGCAGGUCGAAAAGGUGUGCCACGUCCUCGGCCUGCCGGAGCAGGAGCUGACCAAGGCGCUGCUGCGGCCGCGCGUCAAGGCGGGCCGCGAGUGGGUCACGUCGUCGCGCACGCGCCGCCAGGUCAUCGAGGAGAUGGCGGCGCUCAGCAAGACGAUCUACGAAAAGGCGUUUGGGUGGCUCGUCGAGCGCAUCAACCGCGCCCUCGACCGGCCGACGAGCAAGUCGACGUUUAUCGGCGUGCUCGACAUUGCCGGCUUCGAAAUCUUCGAAGUCAACAGCUUCGAGCAGCUCUGCAUCAACUACACAAACGAGAAGCUGCAGCAGUUCUUCAACCACCACAUGUUUGUGCUCGAGCAGGAGGAGUACGCGCGCGAGAACAUCGAGUGGGACUUUGUCAACUUUGGCCUCGACCUCCAGCCCACCAUCGACCUGAUCGAGUCGACGACGCCGAUCGGCGUCCUCUCGUGCCUCGACGAGGAGUGCAUCAUGCCCAAGGCCACCGACCUCACCUUCACCGAGAAGCUCAACCGCAUCUGGGCCACCAACCGCGACGGCAGCGCAAAGGACGCCUCGGGCGCCGCCGCCGCCGCAGAGAGGGGCGUCGCCCACGGCUCGACCAAGUACGCGCCGGCCCGCUUCGCCCAGGGGUUCACCAUCAAGCACUACGCCGGCGACGUCGAAUACCGCACCGAUGGGUGGCUCGACAAGAACAAGGACCCGCUCAACGACAACCUCACGCGCGUCAUGUCCGAGUCCAACGACCGCUUCAUCGCCUCGCUCUUUGCCGAGUACGCCGAGGCCGACGACGGAGGUGGCGGCGGCGGCAGCGGCAGCGUCGGCGCCGCGGGUGGAGCCGGUGGCCUGUCGGGCCUGGGAGCGGCGGCCGGCGGCCCGCCGAAGCGUCGCGUCAAGCGGGGCGCGUUCCGCACCGUGGGCCAGAGGCACAAGGAGCAGCUGGCCUCGCUCAUGACGCAGCUCGGCUCGACCCAGCCCCACUUUGUGCGCUGUAUCGUGCCCAACCCGGAAAAGAAGCCGGGCAAGAUGGAGGUGCCGCUGGUGCUCGAGCAGCUGCGGUGCAACGGCGUGCUCGAGGGCAUCCGCAUCGCCCGCCUGGGCUACCCGAACCGCCUCCUCUUCUCCGAGUUCCGCAACCGGUACGAGGUGCUGACGCCCGGCAUCAUCCCGCAGGGCUACAUGGACGGCCGCAAGGCAUGCCAGCGCAUGGUCGAGGCGCUCGAGCUCGACCGGUCCACGUUCAAGAUCGGCAGCUCCAAGAUCUUUUUCAAGGCCGGCGUGCUCGCCGAGAUGGAGGAGAAGCGCGACGCCCACCUCUACGACAUCUUUGCGCGCUUCCAGGCGGCCUGCCGGAUGUACACGGCGCGCCGCCAGAUGAAAAAGAUCCUCAACCGGGCGGCCGCGGUGCGGACCAUCCAGCGCAACGCGCGCCUCUACGUCGAGCUGCGCGAGUGGCCGUGGUGGCAGCUGUACAGCCGCGUCCGCCCGCUGCUCACCGCCACGCGCCACGACGAGGAGCUCAAGCGCAAGCAGCUCGAGCUGGCCAUGGUGACGGAGCGGGCCGAGCGCGACCAGAAGGAGCGCGAGGCGCUCGAGGCGCUCAAGUUCACCCUCGAGAGCGAGAAGAAAAAGGUCGAGGACGAGCUCGAGUCGGAGCGGGCGCUUCUGCUCGACAAGGACCAGCUGCUGGCGCGGUCCAAGGAGCGCGAGUCGGCGCUCGAGGACGACCUCGCCGCGCUCCAGGCCGACGUCGACCUGCUCGACGGCCAGCUGGAAAAGGCCAUCGCAUCGCAGAAGGCCACCGAGCAGGCCCACCAGGAGCUCCAGGUGGCGUUCGACCAGGCGGCCGAGCACCUGCUCCGCCUCGAGGCCGAACAGAAGGCGUGGACGCAGCGCGAGGCCACGCUCACCCGCGACGUCGGGCAGCACGGCCAGGCGGCCGACCAGCUCCGCGCCGACAAGCAGGCGCUGCAGGCCGAGCGCGACGAGCUGGCGCUCAAGCUGCGCGAAAAGGAGCAGGACGUCGAGCGCGCCCAGAAGCGCAUGGCGCAGGCCGUGGCGGAGCUCGAGGCCAAGCUGGCCGACGAGGUCAAGGCGCGCGACGACGAGAGGUCGCGGCUGACGCAGCUCGAGGACCAGACGCGCCAGUCGUCGUACCAGCUCUCGGAGCUGGCGCGCGCGUCGUCCGACCACGAGGCGCAGGUCAAGAAGAAGGAGGCGCAGAUCGCCGAGGUCAGCGCCCAGCUGGCGGCGCUGGCCCGCGAAAGGGACUCGAUCGCUCGCGAGGGCGCCGAGCUCAAGGCCAAGGCGGACACGCUCGCCUACGACCUCAAGCUGGCGCGCGACGAUGCGUCCAAGUCGGCCGAGGCGCGCGCCUCGGUGCAGAAGGAGCUCGACGAGACGCGCCGCCUGAUGGACGCCAAGAGCUCCGAGGACGUCAAGCAGAAGGAGCUCCACCGCAUGAAGGAGCAGGAGCUGCUCACGCUGCGGCAGCAGAUGUCGGAGGUGGAGCGCGAGCUGGCCGACCACCGGCACUCGAGCCUCGAGCAGAUCAACUCGCUCAAGGCCGACGUCGCGACGGCGCGCAAGCGCGUCGAGGAGCUCGAGCGGGCGCAGGCCGAGGCCGGCGAAAAGGUGCGCCAGGCCGACGCCCGGAUGGCCGAAAACGACGCCAAGCUGGCCGAGGCGGAAAAGGCCCAGCGCACCGCCGAGGCCGAGCUGCGCGACGCCCAGAGCAAGUCGGCCGUCCUCAACCGCGGCCUCCAGGACGCGCUCAAGGCCAAGGACACGCUCGACAAGCAGCUGCAGGCAGCGUCGGCCACGCAGCAGGACCUCGAGGACGCGCUGCUCGAGCUCGAGCGCAGCUCCAACGGCUGGAAGCACAAGGUCGAGCAGGUGACGGCCGAGCUCUCCGCCGAGUCGAAGCGGCGCGAGCUGCUCGAGUCGUCGCAAAAGCAGGCGGAGCGCAACCUCGGCAGCCUGCAGCAGCUCGUCGCCGGCAAGGACAAGGAGGCCGCCGAGCUGCGCAACGAGCUCGCCCUCGCCCAGCAGGAGAUGCGCAAGAUGCAGUCGAUGCAGAACAAGACAAUCGUCGAGCACGUCCACGUCCUCGAGGAGGCCAAAAAGUACACCGACCGCCAGCUGGUCGACGCCCAGUCGAAGCUCCAGGAGCUGGCGCACUACACAAAGACGCUCGAAAAGAGCAAGGCUCGCCUGAUUGCCGAAAACGAGGACCUGGCGCGCGAGGUGAGCAAGCUGCAGCGCGCCCAGGGCUCCUCGGCUGCCGUCUCGGGCGCGGGAGCGGGAGCGGGAUCGCGGAGCGCCGCCGUCACGUACGGCAACGUCGCGCCGUCGUCGUCGGCGUCUGGCUCGACGGACCGGGCCACCAAGAGCCUCGAGAACAAGGUCAACGAGCUGACGGCGUCGCUGCGGCAGGCGCAGCAGCAGCGCGACGAGGCGCAGUCCAACGCGCGGCGCAAGGACCUCCAGGCCGACGAGCUCGUCAGUCGGACGCGUCAGCAGUACGAGCAGCGCAUCCACGCCCUCGAGCGCGAGCUCAAGGCGUCGCAGAUGGCCAAGAGCACCACGUUCUCCAACAUCGAGCAGCUCGUCCGCGGCGGCGGCGGCGGCGGCGGCGUGGGGGAUGCCAAGGGCUCCAACGGUGGCGGCGGCGCCGACGACGCUUUCCGCCAGCGCAUCCUCGAGCAGCUCCGGCUGGGCCACGAGGAGCUCGAGCAGGACAUCAGCGCCAAGGGCGACCUGCUGCGCAGCCACAAGGCCAACGGCGACGCCGCCAACGGCAAAAAGGAGAAGCCCCUCUACGUGUACGGCAACGCGGCGCCCCGAGGAGCGGGCGAGAGCGGCAUCGCCGGCAUCAAAAAGGGCCUCUUUGGCUUCGGCGGCGGCAGAGGCGGCGACUCGGCCCCCGGCAAUGGCGCGACGGGCCUCCGCUCCGCCGGCUCGCCCACGAUGGCCAGUGCCAGCCUGCCGUCAUCGUCUGCGGCCAAGUUUGCCUCGGAGGAUGCCCGAGCGGGGCGAUGA
Molecule: messenger RNA, 5373 nt
Organism: Pseudozyma flocculosa PF-1
Lineage: Eukaryota; Fungi; Basidiomycota; Ustilaginomycetes; Ustilaginales; Ustilaginaceae
Exons: 2
Coding region: 1-5373 (1790 amino acids)
Biological process (GO): actin filament organization; vesicle transport along actin filament
Cellular component (GO): vesicle; myosin complex; actin cytoskeleton
Molecular function (GO): actin filament binding; ATP binding; microfilament motor activity
Source: RefSeq, a predicted model, not a curated record